Messenger RNA from Oppiella nova, 1080 nucleotides. Lineage: Eukaryota; Metazoa; Arthropoda; Arachnida; Sarcoptiformes; Oppiidae. The record is from the annotation of a GenBank genome assembly.
UUUUUGUACAAAGCAAAAUACAAAAUGCUCAUUCAAAUCGCUUUAAUAAUAUGUUUAUCCAUUCAUUUUGCAAGUAGCAAAGUGAUCCAGGUGACAUCAACUGGUGCAAAAUGCGAUGGACACAAUGAUGAUACCGAUGCCAUUCAAAAGGCCUUUGACCAAGCUGCUACUGGGGAUUCUGUUGAAUUUCCAGCUGAUAAAACGUGCAUCCAUAUAAAGGCCCUACACGUGAAACACAAAAAUGACCUUACCAUUUUUGGUCAUGGACCAGAUUCAAGCAAACUGGACGGACUGGACCCAUUAAACUCGGCCAUUGUGGUUGAGUAUGCUACUAAGCUUACCAUCAAGGACAUUAGGCUUAAUUCACCAAACACAAAGAAAAGGGGCGGCGGUAUAGAGGCCGCCGGCAUAAACACCAUGCACUCAACGGAUUUGCACAUUACGAAUGUGGUCAUCCAUAACGUGGGCGACAUUGGUAUCGUCAACCUGAACGUGUCUCGCGGUCUAAUUGAGCAUGUUAAAAUACUCACCUCGUACGCCGAUGGUAUUACCAUGAUCACCGGGUGCAAGAACUUCACUCUGCAAAACAAUUACGUCGAGUACUCGGGCGACGACUCGUUUUCGUGUGUCGGUUAUGAACCGAAUAUUAAUGAAAAUAUAAAAGUGUUAGACUGCGAGUCAUUUAAUGGACAUUCAUCAGGGUUGACCAUUGGCGGUGUGAUCAACUACGAAGCGCGUGGUGUCAAAAUCACCAAUGCCACUUUCGCGCCAAUCCGAUUCGAGAGCUCCACCCUCUGGAAAGACGGUUUAGUGCGAGACGUACUAAUCCACGAGAACCACAUUAUUGGUGGCCCUGGUAACCUGAACCUGGCUGCCGUGUGGUCCGACAUUGGCUAUAAGGCCAGCGAGAAGGUUACGAUCGAAAAUAAUGUGAUGGAAAACAUAGCCGGACCACAUCCGAUCAUGUUGACCGCUAAACAGCAAUUGAGUCACGUGACCAUCAGAAACAACAAGCUCACCACGAAAAAUAAGGUUAAAAGUACCAUGUGCAUUGUGCUAGAGGUUAAACCUAAGAAUUAA